GGCAGUGGGCACCGAGUCACCAGGCGUGACAGCUGGCUCUGAGUCAACUGGCACGACAGCGGGCAUCAGGCCACAAGGUAUGACAGCGGGCACUGGGUCAUCAGGCAUUGGAUUGUCUGGCAAGACUGCGGGCACCGAGUCAUCUGGCAAGACUGCGGGCACCGAGUCAUCUGGCAAGACCGCGGGCACCGAGUCAUCUGGCAAGACCGCGGGCACCGAGUCAUCUGGCAAGACCGCGGGCCCCGAGUCACCAGGCACAACAGCGGGCUCUGAGUCAACCAGCACAACAGCGGGCUCUGAGUCAUCUGGCAAGACUGCGGGCACCGAGUCGGCUGGCAAGACAGUGGGCUCCUAGUCAUCAGGCUGGAUCAGUUCAUCAGGCUGGGUAGAGACAUCAGGCUGGACAUCAGGCUGGGUAAAGACAUCAAGCUAAAUUGUGGGCGCCGAGGCACCAGGC
Staurois parvus is the source of this 457-nucleotide messenger RNA. The record is from the annotation of a GenBank genome assembly. NCBI's taxonomy places the organism in Eukaryota, Metazoa, Chordata, Amphibia, Anura, Ranidae.